AUGGCUGCUCGCGGCAAUGUCCCUGCCCAUCUACAGGCGUCCUUGCCUGCCCUCCCACCCCAUUUACAAUCCGACACUCAUUUGACCGCACAUCUGGCUAGUCGAUUCCACGUUUCACUGCCGACGGCAAAGUUAUCCUCGCAGGCUCUAAUCUGUCUCAACACAUACACUUCGUCAACCCGGGGGCCCAAUGGCGAAAAGGAGGGAAGCGCAAUGGGCGAGGCGGAGGAGCUUGCUCGCAGAGCGUGGGCGAGACUGGGAAGCAGAGGCGAAGAUCAAGCAGUCGUUUUCUUUGGCGAGUCAGGGUCUGGCAAGACGACGGUCAGAUCACAUCUCCUUUCAGCCUUUCUCUCGUUUUCCUCGACACCGCUCUCUUCCAAACUAUCUCUCGCCGCCUUUGUUUUCGAUACUUUGACCACGACCAAAACGACCACCACUCAGACGGCCUCCAAGGCCGGCCUGUUCUACGAGUUACAAUAUGACGCUUCUUCUUCGAUACCCACCCUCAUCGGAGGCAAAAUGUUGGACCAUCGCCUGGAAAGGAGUCGCAUAUCACACGUUCCGACCGGUGAGAGGAGCUUCCAUGUGCUGUACUAUCUCUUGGCGGGGACAAGUGCGGCCGAGAAGUCACAUCUCGGCCUCAAUGGACAAACGAACAUCAGUACUUCCGGCACGGGCGGCCUCACACGAUCUGCUUCCGUGGCUCAGAAGCGAUGGAGGUAUUUAGGCCAUCCGACGCAGAUGAAAGUGGGCAUCAAUGACGCCGAAGGCUUUCAGCACUUCAAGACGGCUCUGCGAAAACUCGAAUUUCCCAGGACGGAAAUUGCCGAGAUCUGUCAGGUGCUUGCCGCCAUUCUGCACAUUGGCCAGCUUGAAUUCGGCACAGGCCAAGCUACAAUGACCGCGGCGGAAGAAAGUGGUGGUUUCUCGCACGAAGGUGGCGAGACUGUGACCGUGGUCAAGAACACCGACACACUCGCUUUGGUUGCUGCGUUUCUCGGUCUCGGCGUGAAGGAUCUCGAGGAGAGCAUGAGAUAUAAGACAAGAACAAUCCACCGUGAGCGUGUUACCGUGAUGCUCGAUGCCAAGGGCGCAAGAGAAAACGCGGAUGAACUCGCAACAACGCUAUACUCUCUUCUCGUUGCAUACAUUAUUGAAAGCAUCAACCAAAGGAUGUGCGCGGCAGAAGACGCAGUGGCCAACACAGUCUCAAUCGUCGACUUCCCCGGAUUUGCAGACCACUCAUCUACCGGCUCGGUACUGGAUCAACUACUAAACAACGCAGCCAAUGAGUCGCUUUACAAUACUUGCCUGCACGGAUUUUUUGAGAAGACGGCUGAGAUGCUCGACAGUGAAGAGGUCAGCGUGCCAGCCACACGAUACUUUGACAACUCGGACGCCGUCCGUGGCCUUCUCAAGCAUGGCAAUGGCUUGCUCGCCAUUCUUGAUGAUCAAACCCGUCGUGGCCGCACAGACACUCAAUUCCUGGAGAGCUUGCGAAAACGGUUCCAGGAUAGAAACAAGGCCAUCACGGUUAGCAGUGCAUCUACGACCUUGCCAGGCAGCAACUUUGCCACCACGAACCUUGCGGCUUCGUUCACUGUUCGCCAUUAUGCUGGUGAAGUCGACUAUCCUGUCAACAGAUUGGUCGAGGAGAACGGCGAUGUUGUCUCUGGAGAUCUGAUGAAUAUGAUCAGAGCCACCAAGAGUGAUUUUGUCGCGAGCUUGUUCGGUCAAGAAGCCCUCAACACGGUCAGCCACCCGGCCGAGAAGACGGCUAUCGUUCAAGCCCAGGUCAGCUCGAAGCCUUUGCGUAUGCCUAGCUUGUCUCGGAAGAAGCAUGAUCAGUUGCGCCGAAUGGGAAGUCGAAGAGCCGACCGUUCUCCUGCACCCCAGGAAGAGGGCGACUCGGCCAGCGCCCACGAAGAAGGCAGAACCCGUCGAACCAAGCCUUCUGCUACUGGUUUGUCUCAGGGUGCGGCAGCGCAGUUCCUCUCUUCGUUGGACAAUAUCACGAAAUCUUUGACUGCACCCAACGUCAACAACUACUUUAUAUUUUGCUUGAAGCCUAAUGACAGGCGCAUCGCCAAUCAGUUUGACAGCAAGUGUGUCCGGCAGCAAGUCCAGACGUUUGGUAUAGCCGAAAUCAGCCAGAGACUCCGCACAGCCGACUUCAACAUAUUCCUACCGUUCGGGGAGUUUUUGGGUCUGACCGAGGCCGACCCUGGCAUUGUUGGAAGUGAUCGCGAGAAGGCUCAGCUCGUUCUGGACAGCAAGCAGUGGCCCGCGAAUGAAGCAAGAAUUGGCAACACCGGCGUAUUCCUUAGUGAACGCUGCUGGGCAAGCAUUGCUCUCACCGGUUCCCAGAGCGCGGCUUACUUCGGAGGCGAUGUUCCCACACUUUCCCGACCCGAUACCCCGAGCAUGAAUCCUUUCAGUGAUUCCAAAGCCCGGCUGGUUCCUUCUCAAGAUGGGACACCCAACAUCUACGGUGACGAGACCAAAGGAGGCGGCUACUUUGGCAACAGAGAACUCGACACCAAAUCCGAGGCGGGCGCCUCUGCAUUCAACUCGGGCGACAUGUUCCGCAACCUUGAAACCAAGGAAGAACUUGCCGAGAAGGGCAACAGGAAGAAGAUGGAAGAGGUCGAUGUAGUGCCUGUGUCCUCAUCACGGAAGAGAUGGCUCGCAAUCGUCUACUUCCUCACCUGGUACCUUCCGGACUUCGCCAUCAAGUGGGGAGGCGGUAUGAAGCGCAAGGAUGUACGCAUUGCUUGGAGGGAAAAGUUUGCCAUCAACAUCAUGAUCUGGCUCAGCUGUCUCUUCGUGGCAUUCUUCAUCGUCAUCUUCCCCCAACUCAUCUGUCCAAAACAGAAUGUCUAUUCUGCAGCCGAAUUGUCAUCGCAUGACGGCAAGGAUCAUAACACUGCCUAUACUGCAAUCCGGGGAGUAGUGUUUGAUCUAGGGGCCUAUGCGCCAAGUCACUAUCCUAGUAUCAUUCCGCAAACUUCGAUUGAGAAGUACGCUGGCCUGGAUGCAACCGGCCUCUUCCCAGUGCAGGUGUCGGCGCUUUGCCAAGGGAAAGAUGGACGCGUUGACCCUACGGUCCAGCUGGACUACACAACAACCAACGUUACGGGGUCUGCUACCGUCAUCAGUACCACCGACCCCAACCGUCGUUACCACGAUUUCCGGACCUUUACAAACGAUUCUCGCCCUGAUUGGUUCUAUGAACAAAUGAUCUUCUUGAAAGGCAACUACAAGAAGGGCAUGAUUGGGUACACCCCUAAAUACGUGCAUUCCCUGGCCAAAAAAUCGCGUGCCAUCGCAAGUAUGAACGGCCGUGUAUACGACUUCACAACGUACAACCAGGGCGGACGCACGGUCAGAGCGCCUCCAGGUGAAGAGGUGCCUUCAGGAGUCGACACCAAUUUCAUGGACGAUAGUGUGGUGGACCUAUUCACACAACGGGCAGGUCAGGACGUCACCAAGUACUGGGACGCGCUCGACAUCGACCCGGCGUUGAAAGCUCGCAUGCAUCUUUGUCUGGAAAACCUGUUCUUCGUGGGAGUUACCGACACUCGAAACUCGGCACAAUGUCUCUUCGCUCAGUACAUCCUCCUGGCGAUUUCGAUCCUGCUGUGUACCGUCAUCGGCUUCAAGUUCUUCGCGGCUCUUCAAUUUGGAGGGAAGAACGUGCCUGAAAACUUGGACAAGUUCGUCAUCUGCCAAGUUCCUGCCUACACCGAAGACGAAGAGUCUCUACGUCGAGCUAUCGACUCCGCAGCCCGAAUGCGGUACGACGACAAACGCAAAUUGCUCAUUGUGGUCUGCGAUGGCAUGAUUAUCGGACAAGGAAAUGACCGACCGACUCCCCGGAUUGUGCUCGACAUUUUGGGCGUGGCGGAAACCGUUGAUCCUGAGCCAUUGAGCUUCGAGUCGCUUGGUGAAGGCAUGAAGCAACACAACAUGGGCAAGGUGUACUCCGGUCUCUACGAAGUGCAGGGGCACAUCGUUCCCUUCAUGGUGGUGGUUAAGAUUGGCAAACCGUCCGAAGUCUCGAGGCCGGGCAACAGAGGGAAACGUGACUCUCAGAUGGUCAUCAUGCGCUUCCUGAACCGCGUCCACUACAAUUUGCCUAUGAGCCCUCUGGAACUCGAAAUGCAUCACCAGAUCAGGAACAUUAUCGGAGUCAACCCGACCUUCUAUGAAUUCAUGUUGCAGAUCGACGCGGACACGGUUGUUGCGCCCGACUCGGCUACGCGCAUGGUCUCGGCGUUCCUGCGCGACACACGGCUGAUUGCUGUGUGCGGAGAGACUUCGUUGUCGAACGCCAAGUCGUCCUUCAUCACCAUGAUGCAGGUGUACGAGUACUACAUCUCUCACAAUUUGACAAAGGCCUUUGAGUCCCUCUUUGGCUCCGUCACGUGUCUGCCCGGUUGUUUCACCAUGUAUCGAAUCCGAGCUGCCGAGACCGGGAAGCCGCUCUUCGUGAGCAAAGACAUCAUCCAGGACUAUUCGGAGAUCCGUGUUGACACGUUGCACAUGAAGAACUUGUUGCACCUGGGUGAAGACAGAUACCUCACGACGCUGCUUCUCAAGUAUCACUCCAAGUACAAGACGAAGUACAUCUUCCACGCGCACGCCUGGACCAUUGCGCCAGACAGCUGGACGGUGUUCAUGUCUCAGCGACGCCGGUGGAUCAACAGUACCGUGCACAACUUGGUCGAGCUGUUGCCUCUUCAACAGCUUUGCGGGUUCUGCUGUUUCAGCAUGCGGUUCGUCGUCUUCCUGGACCUGCUGUCGACGGUGAUCGCCCCGGUAACCGUGGCCUACAUUGUUUACUUGAUUGUGUUGCUCUCCAUCUCGAGCGAUGUCAUACCUCUGACCGCCUUCAUUCUGCUGGGCGCGAUCUACGGUUUGCAGGCCAUCAUUUUUAUUCUUAGGCGCAAGUGGGAAAUGAUUGGUUGGAUGAUUGUGUAUAUUCUGGCCAUGCCCGUCUUCUCCCUAGGCCUGCCGCUCUACGCAUUCUGGCACAUGGAUGAUUUCAGCUGGGGCAACACCCGUCUGGUGACCGGUGAGAAGGGCAGGCAGAUCUUGAUCUCGGACGAGGGCAAGUUCGAUCCUGACUCGAUCCCGAAGAAGAAGUGGGAAGAGUACCAAGCCGAACUUUGGGACGCGCAGACGCAACGGGACGACGCGACGGAAGUGUCAGGAUACAGCUAUGGCACCAAGUCAUAUCACCCUACGGCUUCGGUCUACGGAGGUGCCCCUGCGGGCUACUAUGAGAGCACCGCACAUCUCAUGGCGCCUUCACGAUCUGUCUCGCAGCUCGACGUGAAUCCACCAAUGUAUGACCGAGGCUAUGCCCAGUCGAGGAUGUCGCUGGCGCCUUCUGAGAUGUUGGGAGGCGGCAUGAUGGUGGGUGGUCAGUCUGUGGCCGACAUGGACAUGUCGGACUUGACUGGACUGCCCACUGACGACAUGAUCUUGAACGAGAUCCGCGACAUCCUGAAGACGGCAGAUUUAAUGACCGUGACGAAGAAAGGUAUCAAACAGGAGCUAGAGCGACGGUUCAACGUCAACCUAGACGUGAAGAGGGCGUACAUUGGAAGUGGUAAGUUGUCCCGCCCGGUCGAAUCUUAG
Messenger RNA from Cladophialophora yegresii CBS 114405, 5646 nucleotides. RefSeq names its product chitin synthase. The transcript is spliced from 2 exons. Bases 1 to 5646 code for a protein of 1881 amino acids. Gene Ontology annotation, cellular component: cell periphery; myosin complex; cell septum. The record is from RefSeq and is a predicted model, not a curated record. Gene Ontology annotation, molecular function: chitin synthase activity; cytoskeletal motor activity; ATP binding. Lineage: Eukaryota; Fungi; Ascomycota; Eurotiomycetes; Chaetothyriales; Herpotrichiellaceae.